UAGGCCUGCGUGACUGCAAGUUACACCAUGGCACGGACAGUGGCGAUAAGUUUGACAAAUGAGAAUGAUAAGAAUAUGGCAAAUAUUAGUCCAUGUUUGUAUUAUAUCCAUCCUGGAUUUUGCGGGCUACCGGAGACAUGAAAGAUAGGUGGGCUGGGCAUACAGACUGUAGCCACUUUAAUAAUCCGGAAUGUGCCUAAUAUAAUGAUGGAUACACUUCAACCACAUUUCUAUUCGACAUUUUAGGUUUUGUGACGUCAUUACGUCCAGCUGUUUUAUCGACACAACAGUUUAUGGAAACGCACAGUGGUAGGCAAUUGUCGCGUCUGUCUGUGAAUUAAAUGUCGAGAAAAAAAAUCACUGGAAAAGUUCAUGGAAACAUAGCUAUUGCAAGUUUUGAUUACCUAUGUAAUUGCUUUCCUGUUAUAAAGAUGUUGUGGAUUUGUUUUCUUCUUUCUUUCUUUCUUUCUUCCUAGUGUAGUAGUUAACAUACCAUAGCAGACUGGCACCAACACUUUGGCUAAUGUUUACCUGUGAGGGUUGCCCUUCAUUUCAGACACAGGUUGACUUUUUAUUUUAGUUAACCAGACAAGUCAGUUAAGAACAAAUUCUUAUUUACAAUGAUGGCCUACCCCGGCCAAACCCGGAUGACGCUGGGCAAUUUGUGUGCGGCUCUAUGGGACUCCCAAUCACGACCAGAUGUGAUGUAGCCUGGAAUCGAACCAGAUACUGCAGUGACGCCUCUUGAACUGAGAUGCACUUGGGAGCCUGAGUGACUGGUGUCCCCUGAAAGCAGAUCUGGGACAAGGCACAUUUCCCUAAACGCUUCUCACUCUUUUUUUAUGACACCAUUUCAUGGCUCAAAUGGAUUGCUUAAGUUACUAACACUCAAUUCCUCAGUGAGAUAAACUCAAUUGUAACUGUUAGUUAGUAAGCAAACAGAGAAUCCAAAACUGCCAAUGAGAGGAGCCACAGGGCUUAAAUAAACAUAAGUCUAUUUCCAUGGCUCAAUAAUAAUACUUUACAUAGUAUAAUAUGUUUUUACAUAUAAUAAUGUUUUAAAUAAAAAGUUGUACAUAUCAUUAUUUGCUGUGUAGGCCAACGCUAUUUUGGAGCAGACUUGUCAUGGAAAAUGAACAUCCUCCAACCCCAUAACAAACAUGAUGAAAAACAAAAGAACUAGUUCCAUUAACUUUCAAUCACUGUUGCUAUAUUCAUUCCAUGACCAAGGUAAUGAUCCAUCAUGCAGAAAUCAUUUGCCCAUGUGUUUUUUCAGUGCUGGUACAGAAACCCAACCUGUACUAUAUUAAGGAAUGGUUGCUAGACCUGAAGCAUGUACCAGUGAGGCUUUUUUUAAGAUGACCAAUUAAAUAGAUGUAAAAUGCCUUCGCUGCUCAUUUAAUUAAAAUGUGCAUAAUAGAAGUACUCAAGGACAUUUGAGAAGUGCAGUAUCCUGUCCAUUACCCCAUAGACAGGAAGCACAGCAGUGCCCUAUGAUUUGAGUAAACACAGCGAGUGAAGAAGCACAAUAUCGCCUUGUUCAAAAAGGUAGUUCAGGCACAUUAGCAUAUAGGCCGACAAUAGAUCUGCAUUAGGUCUACUGGCCUUGAACAGGUUUGUGUUCCACUCACUCGGCAACAUUUAUUUUCCUUUCCUUGCAGUCAUGUUUUUAAAUCCUGUGAGUUGCAGUGCUGGGGUUCAGGGAUUUUAAACCUCAGAUUCUAUGAGGUUGUGUGGGCUUCAAGUCAUAAAUUGCACUUAUUCCGUGGCCCAAGCUGUGACAUGAAAAUAAACAGCAACUCAGAUACUUGUAGGGCCCUUUGUUGUUAUUGUUGUUGAUUAAAGGUCAAGUUGUGCAACACAGACCAAUUCACUACUGAUAACAUAUUUGGCAGAUAGCAUUUCUCGGGAUAAUGGUAUGCUAGACGAGCCUAUACCUUGUAGAGAUACUGCUUUAGUCUGCUUACCUUGGGUUUUUCUUCUGCUAUGCAAUAAUGCCAGUCUCUUUGCAUUACUUUUUUUUUUACAUGCAGCUACUACCAUCAUGCAAAUGUAGAAGGUAUUAUUCUGUACAGAUUUUAGGUAGAGCAGGUAACAUCAACUGCUUGUUAUGGGACUAGGCCCACUUUCGAGUCGCUUUUCUUCUGAGGACACUCCCUACCACUGUCCGACGUCACCGACCAGGAUUGAAUGGUCUCUGUAAAAAUACAUGGAAUUGAUGAAAGGGAAAGGCUCAGGGCUGUACGAAACAUCAUCGUUUUUUCUAUUUGUAUUAUAGACAAACGUGUAGCGGAAUAAUCGACAUUUUCCUAUUCAUGAAGGCACACGGAUGACGAGUUUUUCCGUUUUGUAAAGUAAACAUGCGAUUGGUGUUGCGUGUUUUUCGUGUUGUUGUUUUUUUUGCGAGUGAGAGAUAACUGUAUUCAUGUCUAGCGGAUUGGAAUGAAAGUCCGCCAUAUUCUGCUUUACCACGCCCGGGAGUCAAGCUAUUGGAAAUAAAGGGGACACGUUGUUUCAUGUAUUUUUUCAUCAAACGGAUGAUAUGAUAGGACUAUAUUGGACGUAGGAUAUGAAGACAUGCCUUUUAAUAAAAGACGUGAAAAGGAUGACUGGACAAGAAUGAGAAUGCUUAUCACAAAGACUACGGACGGAUCUGUUGAUCAUAUUUAGAAGAGAAUUCACACUACCCAUUACCCAAUUAAAAUUGUACUGACAUUAAGUUAACUCCCCGAGCCACUGUUUUCUGACUGACAGGCGACCAGAAAGGACACGAAACGGGGGGCAACACAAAUAUAAAUUUUAUUUGAACCACAUCUAGGUUAUGUCCUAUUUAUAUUAAACGCGUCCGUGUUUUUUCGCCAGCUGCUAGGGCGUGAUAUGAUAUUCGUUAACUGUUAUAAUUUAUUGCAACUGGAAUCUACAUAAAGAAGCAGGAAAAGUAAUUUUAAAAGAAUGACCCUUGACUCCAUAAUGGCGUGUUGCCUCAGCGAGGAGGCGAAAGAAGCCAGGCGGAUCAACGACGAGAUCGAAAGGCAGCUCCGCCGGGAUAAGAGGGAUGCUCGGCGGGAAUUGAAGCUGUUGCUUCUCGGUACUGGAGAGAGUGGGAAGAGCACCUUCAUUAAACAGAUGAGAAUCAUCCAUGGCACGGGCUACUCAGAGGAGGACAAGCGCGGCUUCACCAAGCUGGUGUACCAGAACAUCUUCACUGCCAUGCAGUCCAUGAUCCGCGCCAUGGAGACCCUCAUGAUCCCUUACAAAUAUGAGCACAACAAGGGCAACGCUAAUGUGGUCCAAGAGGUGGACGUGGAGAAAGUCUACACGUUUGAGAACCCCUACAUAAACGCCAUCAAGUGUUUAUGGAAUGACCCAGGCAUCCAGGAGGCCUACGAUCGGAGACGGGAGUACCAGCUGUCGGACUCUACCAAAUAUUACAUGAAUGCGUUGGACCGGAUUGCAGAGACCUCUUACCUGCCCACCCAGCAGGAUGUGCUGAGGGUUAGGGUCCCCACUACGGGCAUUAUCGAGUACCCCUUCGACCUCCAGAGUGUCAUCUUCAGGAUGGUGGACGUAGGAGGUCAGAGGUCAGAGAGGAGGAAGUGGAUCCACUGCUUUGAGAACGUCACAUCCAUCAUGUUUCUGGUGGCACUCAGCGAGUAUGACCAGGUGCUCGUAGAAUCUGAUAACGAGAACCGAAUGGAGGAGAGCAAAGCCUUGUUUAGGACCAUCAUCACAUAUCCCUGGUUCCAGAACUCCUCUGUCAUCCUCUUCCUCAACAAGAAGGAUCUGCUGGAGGAGAAGAUCAAUUACUCCCACCUGGUUGACUACUUCCCGGAGUAUGACGGUCCCCAGAGAGACGCCCAGGCGGGCCGCGAGUUCAUCCUAAAGAUGUUUGUGGACCUGAACCCGGACAGCGACAAGAUCAUCUACUCCCACUUCACCUGCGCCACGGACACCGAGAACAUCCGCUUUGUGUUCGCCGCCGUCAAAGACACCAUCCUGCAGCUCAACCUGAAGGAGUAUAACCUGGUGUGAAAGCCAUAGAGUUAGAAUCCUAGAAGGGACUUCUUCGGCAUGAGCGGAGCAUGACUGGGGCUGAGGCCCUUCUCCAACAUUGACUGACUGAAUGUCAAACUGACUGCCAAAACAAACAUCUAAUGGUUGCGUAAUGCUAAUUUAUUGCCAUUGUUGACCCUUCCUUUCUUUUGUCUAUUUAAAAGAAAAACAUUAUUGAGGGGGUUUGGGGGGUUUAAAUGUCGUUGUUGGAUAUGUACAGCACCGUUCCUCCAAUUGUUUUAGGCUAAGCGUUGUGACGUUUUAUUUUUAAGACACUCGAAGUGACAGCUGGGUUUUGUCCGCCUCUGAUCUUGAUUCCAAGGUGCUCCUGCCCUUUGUGUUUCUGAUUUGACCCAGUCGGUUCAUUCCACCGCCGGUCUGUGGCGUCCAUUCUUCUGCCUCACACUUAUUUUCCUCAGAAAGGGUGAAAAGGGUUGAUACUGUGAUUUUUUAAAAAUUUAAUUUAUGAUUGUUUUUCGUUAUUGCAUCAAAUGAUUUGGUAGCGUUUGACGUGGGAGUCGUUUGAGCCAAACAGCAGGGCAGGAGGUUAUCCAUGUAACUAGGUUGUGGAGUGAGCACCAUGAUACUCAUUGUCCAUCACAAACCCCGGGGUCAGGAAAAGGUUAUUGAUGAGACAGUGUUGAUGUCGCGCUGUGCCACGCGGACUUUUUUAAGGUCCUGUUUAUUUCCGAUGCCAAAAGGACGUACAGUAAGGUUAACUCGACGCUCCCCUUUGCACAGUCAACUAGAAAGUGUAUUGGAAGCAGGACGGGACACCAGCCUUUUGAAGGCACCAAGAGUUGCCAAUGCACACGUGACCAUUUUAAAGAGUUUCCCGUUUUUGGUUACGCACUCCUCCCCCAUCUCGUAUUCAUCGUUGAAUGCCAAAACCACUCGUUUGAGUCAGUAUGCCAAGCCUGACAAAACACACAUUCACUGGAGUUCAUAGAGUUGUUGUGUUGUUAAUGCCAAAUUGAGUGGCCGAUCGUUUUGUGGUCAUUGUAUGGAAAUUAUAAUACUAUUGACAGUAGAAGCUGAAGUCCUGUGGUGACCAGUUGUGACCAGUUGUGAUUAUGUGGUCGGUUGUAUUCCAUAGGCCUUUUUAUCCAAGUCUUGGGUUUGGUUCACCUUGCACAGUAUGAAAUUAUUUUCUUUUGACCAGACGGAGGCGGGGACCAGGGGGAUGGAGGACCUUGCUCUAUUAGUGAUGGGUAACACAGAUUCAGUUGUGAGAAUCUGCUUUUGUCAAGGGCUCUUCUUUCGUAGAGGGGCCGCUAGUCUUCUCUCACUGCCUGGACUGAGCUGGACCACCGCAAAAGCAGCUGUGGCAGCCAAUCACAGUGCUAGUGUCUCACAUAGACUGAGAAAUCACAAUGCAGCUCUGUCCUUUUGAUUGUCCAAUCACAGCCCAGCUGUCCGACUGUUUUGGUUUGUUAGCAGUGGAGAUGAUUAGCUGUUUCCCAUGUUAAAAGGGGCAGUGGCUCUGACUCCCAGUUAUUUCUCUGAGUAUGUACAUUUUUUGUAACAAUUCCCUAAACAUAACCCUGUAAUUGACAUUUUAUUGAGGUAUAGUGCAAUUAUGAAUGCUAUAAUCAUUUUACAUACAUCUCUCUCUCAUAUAUAUAUAUAUAUAUAUGGCAGCAUGCAUGUUGUCUUUGUAAUCAUUAUUUUUUGGCAGAUUGAAUGUGUGGUAUUGAAAAAAUGUAUCUAUGUAAUCGUAUUGUAUGUCUAAUGUAUGGCUAAUUCGUUUUGGGGGGGGAAAUAUUUACGUUUGUUUGUUUUUAAAAGGAGAAUGUAUAUGUUUUUGCCAGUUCAUUUCUCAACAACAAAUGAAGUGCAGUUUCAAACUGCUUAAGGAGCAAUUAAUAUGAUCUAAUGAAACGAUAUGCCAGAAGCUGCAAUCGCUUUUGCUAAUUGACUUUCGUAUAAAAAAAUGCAGACUCAAAUUACAGGGCUAAUUCCAUUGGUUUAAAUCUAAAUACUGGCUUCAGGAAAAGAGCACUUGUCAUGUAGGAAUGACCACAUCACACAUCCGACUCCUUUCUUUAUUUGACUAUAUUUGUUAGCUAUUUUAUUUAUUCAAACAGGGCCUUGGAGACAGCACUCUGCAGUUUCCCCAUUUCCCCUUGUCAUCCCCACACUGGGACUGCGCGUUCCGUUGGGGCUAAUUGUUCAUUGGCCAUUUAACGUAAUGCUGCAACCCCUGAGGUUUCUUAUGUUAACAUUUAAGACUGUGACCAGGAGAACAAUCCAUUCGCCUCUCAAAAACACCUUCCAGUGUCUUUUUGCUGUCGAGGGUCCACGAAAACCACCUCUACAUUCGAACCACCCCCUAGUCCCUACAUGCUUGAAUUUAUUCUGGGUCGUGUUCAUUAUGCAUGCAACAAAAACGUUGUUUUUUUAACAACAGAACAAGAAAAUUUGAGUUUUUCUUAUUCGACAAAGCCAGGUUUCAGUUGAUGUUUUACGUUUGGUGCCUAUUCAAUGGAGUUAAGAACGUAUUGUAAAUUCAUUCCUCGGCUAAUGGAGUUAACCAACUGGUACCUUUCGUGUAGCUCAAAUGGAAAGGACCAUGUUUCAAGAGCAGUCCGAGGCAAGUUCUGGGAGGCAGCGCUAUAUGCUAAGCUAGUACACUGAAUCCGGUUACACAUAAUAAACACGACCUAGUGCGUUCAGAUCUAUAAUACUGAAGGGGUAGGGGGCUAUGGGAUGGAACAUGUGGGCACCUGGGUGGGUGAUGGGUUAGAAUGCAGGUCGAGGACCAAAUGUGGCACUUGCCAAAAAAAGAAUGUGCACCACUAUCACAAUAUGCUAGGAACCCAAAUUUGUUUGAAUGGAUAUAUUAAUGGAUGGUACAUUAAUAAAAGCUAUUGAUGGCCAAUCA
Oncorhynchus masou masou (cherry salmon) is the source of this 6937-nucleotide messenger RNA. Its product is annotated as guanine nucleotide-binding protein G(q) subunit alpha. Bases 2953 to 4032 code for a protein of 359 amino acids. The transcript is spliced from 7 exons. Gene Ontology annotation, cellular component: heterotrimeric G-protein complex. The record is from RefSeq and is a predicted model, not a curated record. NCBI's taxonomy places the organism in Eukaryota, Metazoa, Chordata, Actinopteri, Salmoniformes, Salmonidae. Gene Ontology annotation, molecular function: G-protein beta/gamma-subunit complex binding; GTPase activity; GTPase activator activity. Gene Ontology annotation, biological process: action potential; phospholipase C-activating dopamine receptor signaling pathway; adenylate cyclase-modulating G protein-coupled receptor signaling pathway.